AUGGACAUGUUAGCAAUAGCCUUGUCUCUGCUUUUACUCUCUCUCGUCUUUUUCACCGCCCGAAGAUUCUGUUCCGGCGAUGAAGGAGCCAAAAUCCCGCCGGGUCCUCUAAGGCUACCUCUACUUGGGAACAUCCUUCAGAUCGGUGGAAAGCCACAUCGCUCACUAAUGGAUCUCUCGAGGACUUACGGAAGCGUAGUGAGUCUUAAGCUUGGUUGUUUGACCACAGUGGUCAUAUCAUCAGCGGAAGCAGCAAAACAAGUGCUGAAACACAUGACCAUGUCUUGUGUCAUCGGAUCUCCACUGACCCGGUUCGAGCCGCUGGUCACCACGAGCGUUCCUUUGUCUGGCUACCUCCGUUUGCUCGUUGGAGAAGCAACCAAGGACUUAAGGAUGAGAAAGGUGCAAGAACUUAUUUGCUUCGUUAACAAAUGCAGCGAGAGAAGUGAAGAAAUGAACAUCACUCGUGCAUCGUUCAUCACAUCACUCAAUAUAAUCUCGAACGCUCUGUUUUCAACAAACCUCGCAAACCUUGAUGGCUCCGAGACAGCUCACGAUUUUCAAAAUGUGGUGCUUCGGAUGAUGGAGAUCGCCGGAAAACCCAAGAUAGCUGAUUUCUUCCCGUUUCUUGGGUUUCUUGAUCUGCAAGGAACUAGGAAAGAAGCGAGUCUAUGGAUGAACAAAUUGUUUAGUGUUUUCCAAAGAUUCAUCGACACAAAGCGAUCAUCAAAUGAAUCGACAAAAAAUAACAAUGAUAUUCUAGAUUCUCUUUUGAACAUUGCUCAAGAAGAGGAGUCGGAACUCGAUGAUAAUGGUAUCAAACAUUUCCUUCUCGACUUGUUUCUGGCGGGAACAGAUACGAGUUCGAGUGCAGUGGAAUGGGCUAUGGCUGAGUUACUUCGAAACCCUAAGAUGAUGGUGAAAGCUAGAGAAGAGAUAAGACAAGUGAUACGAAGAAACGACACCGUUCAAGAAUCGGAUAUCUUCAAACUACCUUAUUUACAAGCAGUAGUGAAAGAGACUCUUCGUUUGCACCCGCCUGUCCCUUUUCUCAUCCCUCGAAAAUCCGAGUCUGAUCAUGUCCGAAUCUUCGAGUUCCUCAUUCCCAAGAAUGCUCAGGUUCUUGUGAACAUAUGGGCGAUAGGACGAGAUCCGAGCGCGUGGGAGAAUCCAACGAAGUUUGAGCCAGAGAGGUUCUUAGGAAGAGAAAUCGAUGUGAAAGGCAAUGAUUUUGAGCUAAUCCCGUUCGGAGCGGGACGAAGGAUCUGCCCAGGAAUGCCACUCGCGUUUAGAGUAGUGCAUCUUGUUCUUGCUUCUCUUCUCUAUGGCUUUGACUGGAAGUUUCAAAACGGCGUCGUUCCCGGAAAUCUAGAUAUGAACGAGGCCUUUGGUGUUACCUUGCACAGAGCCGAACCACUAUAUGCCGUACCUAUCAAGAAACGUGUUUAA
This is a messenger RNA of Microthlaspi erraticum, 1449 nucleotides long. The record is from the annotation of a GenBank genome assembly. Lineage: Eukaryota; Viridiplantae; Streptophyta; Magnoliopsida; Brassicales; Brassicaceae.